This is a messenger RNA of Myiozetetes cayanensis, 6066 nucleotides long. It is a transcript of the gene HACD1, whose product is annotated as 3-hydroxyacyl-CoA dehydratase 1. The transcript is spliced from 7 exons. Gene Ontology annotation, cellular component: endoplasmic reticulum membrane. Bases 126 to 857 code for a protein of 243 amino acids. The record is from RefSeq and is a predicted model, not a curated record. NCBI's taxonomy places the organism in Eukaryota, Metazoa, Chordata, Aves, Passeriformes, Tyrannidae. Gene Ontology annotation, biological process: very long-chain fatty acid biosynthetic process; sphingolipid biosynthetic process; dephosphorylation. Gene Ontology annotation, molecular function: 3-hydroxyacyl-CoA dehydratase activity; phosphatase activity.
GGCGGCGGCAGCGGCCUCGGGGAAGACAGAUGGGGUGAGAGACAGCGCGGGUCCGGCUGUCAGCGGCCGAGCCCCGCCGCGGAGGGAGCCCCUCCUCCCGCCGUGCGCGCCCGGCCGGGGCAACCAUGGCGUCCAGCGAGGAGGACGGAGCCGGUAACGGCGCGGUGGAGGAGAAGGAGAAGGGCAAGAAGCGGAAGCUGGGCGCCCUGGCCACGGCCUGGCUCAUCUUCUACAACGUCGCCAUGACCGCGGGGUGGCUGGUAUUAGGUAUUGCCAUGGUGCGGUUUUAUAUACAGAAAGGAACACAUAGAGGCUUAUUCAGAAGCGUUCAAAAGACGCUUAAAUUUUUCCAGACAUUUGCUUUGCUUGAGGUAGUCCACUGUGCAGUUGUUCGCACAUCUGUGCUUGUGACCGGGGUCCAAGUGAGUUCAAGAAUCUUCAUGGUGUGGUUCAUUGCACAUAGUAUAAAACAGAUCCAGAAUGAGGAGAGCGUUAUUCUUUUUCUGGUGGUAUGGACUGUGACAGAGAUUACUCGAUAUUCCUUCUACACAUUCAACCUGCUCAACCAUUUGCCAUACUUCAUUAAAUGGGCCAGAUACAACUUUUUUAUCAUUUUGUAUCCUGCUGGAGUUGCAGGUGAACUGCUAACCAUAUAUGCUGCUUUACCCUAUGUGAAGAAAACAGGAAUGUUUUCACUGAGACUUCCCAACAAAUAUAAUGUCUCCUUUGACUACUAUUACUUCCUUAUUAUUGUCAUGAUCUCCUAUGUGCCCUUAUUUCCACAACUCUACUUCCACAUGCUGCGGCAGAGAAGAAGGGUGCUUCAUGGAGAAGUGAUUGUGGAAAAGGACGAUUGAAUCAAGAUGUGUAACUAUGGUGCUUUUGGUGGAAAACAAAAAAGAGGGUAAAACCUCAGUACUUCCUGUGAUUUUUCUGAGUCGAAGUUUUAAAACAUGGAACAAGAAUAAACAACUGUGCAUAAAAUAGCAUGGACUCUAUUAUUUUUACAACUGAUAUAUUUUCAGACCUACCUUUUCAUCCUCAGUUUCACUUUGGUUUUUAAUUGUUUAAUUCUUCAAACAAAUUAUUUUCUUAUUUUCAAUAGGUUCACAAAUAGCUUUAAGUGUUGGAAUAGUUGGCUCCUGAGCCUUCUGUUCAGAAAGUUGUGUUAUGACCUAUAAUCAUCAUCAAGAACAGAAGGAGAGUUGAUAAGUUGUACUGAUAGUGAGUCUUCUGGAAAACAGCAGAGCGUAAAUUGGGUAAUUGAGGUUUUUAUAGUCUAGGCGGCUUGAAUGUUUUUUAAGCUUUAUAUUAAAUAAUAUAUUUCCUCUUAUAAGUACUGUAGCACAUUGUUCAACAAUCUUUGAAUUACAGUAGGACUUUGGAUAGUAGCUGAAUCCUUGAUUGUCGUGCAAAUUUGGAUCUCCCUGUAUUUUCAUUUGUAAUUUUACAGAUACAUAGAAUAACAGAUAUCAAAUUGAGUGUUUAAAAGUUUUUGCUGAGGAGCAGACUUGAUGUGCCUACUUUUCUCUGAUCAGUAGCUGGAAUGGGACUUGUUUGCAGAGGAAGUCUGAAUAUCAUAAUGUUUGCUAUUCUACACUUAAAUUAAGUAUGCAGAAAAAUCUCAGUUUUGCAUUUAGAAACUGUAGGUAUAGUGAGAUAUUUGACUUCUUAUAAAUAGCUCUGCGGGAUAAAAUAUAUUUGAAAUAAGGUCUUAAAAUAGAAAUUGUGCUUUGAAUCAACCCACUGUGCGAUUUUAAUUGCUCCCUUUCCAUUAAUUGUUUACACUGUGUUGACCUAAUUCUAUUCAAUGUCUUCAAUAAUCUGCAAGAAGGAUCUACAGUAUAUUAAUGAAAGUUACAGAUGAUAUUGCAUUAUAUGAUACCUGAGUGGGAGAGGUUCAACAAAUUAGACAGAGCCUAAAAGAUUCAGAGAGAAGGUAAUGCAUUUGAGGAAACUUGGAUACUUAGUGAGAGAGAGAGAAGACUGAAAUGUAGUAAUGUGGUAAGCAGCUUUGACAAUGUGGGCAGCAAAAUUGCUUCUGGCAUCACAUGUCAAACGAAGAAUAUAUAUGCAGAUGUACUGCAUUAGCAGCUGGAAAUCAGAAUACUUGUGAUGGCUGAGGUGGUAUCUGGAGUACAGUGUUAUAUUUUUGAGUACUUCAAGAAUUGAGGCAAUCUUCUGAAAAGUUACAGAACAAAACCAUAAUGAGUUUAAGUGAGAAAGAAGUCGGAAAGAUUGAGUCGUUAAUAUUGAUAAUUUUUUGUUAUAUGACAAAUACAUGUAAAGGAAGAGGCUUUCUAAGUGUGAAGGUGCAACUGGAACUGAUUAUAUGAAUUUGAAACAAGGUAAAUAGCCAAUGAAUGUCAGGAGAAAGAUCCUGCUAAUGAGAUCAGUUCUGUUAUGGAAUGACACAGUAGUGCUUAUCAGUGCAUACAAUUUCUUGGGAAGUUUUUAUCUAGAUUUCGCAAGUGUUUGGACUAUGUACUUGAAAAUAGGCAGUUUCCAUUUUUAGUUUCAAUGAUUCUAUGGUUAUACAGCUCUUUUGAAAUUUGUAGCUGCACGUUUUUCUGGUGUAUCAGGUAAUUUGAUUAAAAAAAGCAAGGAUUUGCUACAUCUCUUAACUUUCAAAUUCCAUUUUGUGCCUUAAAUUUGUGAUAUUUUUGCAUGUCUUCGUUACACGUAAAUGAGUUUCCUUGUAAACAACAGGUGCAUAGUGGACUUGAAAUAGAAUAGUUGCAUUUUUUUCACUUUUAAAAGGUGGAAUCUUUGUAUCCUUUAAAACAAAUGUCACACAAGGUGCUAUAAUUUAACCUACUACUUCUCUGUUUUAUAUGCAGCUAAAAUUAUUAAAGGUUUAAAAUAUAAACUAUAUUUACAACACUGAAUCACAGAAUAGUUGUGUUACACAUGUUCAGACUAGCAGUUGUAUUUGUCCAAAGUUCUUAGAGUACUGUUUUAUAAACUUCUCUUGCUUUUUGAUCCUUGAGGAACAUCAUGGCAUUUUUCAGAAAGAAAUCUGUCAGCAAGCAGAAUAGUGUGAUUGAAUAUAACUAACUAAGAUUAGAUCAAGUUCUGUAUCUUUUUUACUGUCAGGGCAGCUCACUGAAGACCAUAGCUAUCAAUUAAUUGAAAAUGCAUUGGAUACUUUAAGAGUAUGAUUUUGAAAUCCUUAGUCAGAUGAGUGUAUCCCACAGACACUAUUCCUGCAAUAAAAGGAAUACUUGCACUGUAAUAUUGCAUUAUAUUUGUUUUCGUUGUGGCCUAAGGAUAUGUUCAAUCAAGGAGAUAUUUUUAUAUCCUUUUGUGCAUGUGACAUGAAAAAAAGACAGCACUGUUUGCUAAAAUCUUGUGUUGCACUUUCAUAAAGCAACAGUGUACAACGUAAUGAUACAAUUUAAAAACUGAUUUGCAGCUACAAUAUAGUCAUGAUAAAUGAGUACUAAUAAAUCUAAAAAUUACUUACAGUAUCACAUUCAAUGUUUCAUAGACCAGAGAGAUUGGCACAGCUUGAGGCCUUUUCCUCUUUUCCAGUUGCUAGUUGCUAUAUUGUUAGAAUAUCUUCUGAAAGAUAGUUAGAAUUGCAAGUAAAAUCCUCUUGCUAUUGACUUCAGACUUCCUAGGUAGCUUACUUAAAUUUCAGUAUAACAUCAUGAAGCAUUUAAUUAGCUUGUUAAAUAGGCAUUAAAAUUAAGUAUGAUUUUCAUAUGGUGCUCUCUUUCCAACUUCUUUUUUACACUUUUUUUUUGUCGUCUUCUCUGCAAUAUUCCUAGUUCUGUAAAGCAUUUAAAUCCUCCUGCUUAUGUAAGAUUAGAAAUGUAUUCAAACAUAAACAUCUCUAAUGUUUUCAUGUAGUCUUUAACAAAUUGUUUUCUUACUCGUGCUAUGCAUGCUUUCUGAAAUGAAGUUAUAUAGAGCAUAGCCUUAUGAAGCUUUUCUAAUGACAGUACACAGGAAUAUGCCUUUGGAAGGAGAUUUCUAUUCAUCAGGUGACCUUGCCUACUAUUGGUAGUAACAGAAACACACCAUUCUUCAUAUAUAAUCCAGCUAAAAACAGCUGGAUUUCUUGAGGUUCUCCCCAGUACUCUCACAGUGUUCCCACUGUAAAAGGCUGUUUUGAGACAGAUUGAGGUGGCCUGUGUCUUCACAACUCUGCCCAGAAUGUCUGGAAGCCAGAUCCUGGCCUCAGGGCAUGGACAGCAGAAAGGAAUAUGAUGCUGAGAUAUUGCAUCUCCUGCAUUAGCUGCCAAGGGGCACUGGGGCCAUUGUGAACAGUAGCUGAUAGAUGUAAUUUCUCUCACCACGCAGGAUGUGGGAAGAGAGGAAGCUCAGUGUGCUCUCAUAGCUUUUGCCUAGGGAGCUCAGGAAAUCAGCUGGGAGCACCUCUGUGACAAAGGGUGUGUUGCAGAAAGGGUUUUCCUGCUCCACUCAGCUAUCUUAUUACUUACUAUCUAUUAGCCUAUAUGUCUUGAGAUAUACUGGUGUGCCAAGAUGGGUAUACCACACUGCUCUCAGUCAUCUGGUUCAAAAUUAACUGCCUUGGAUAAAUAGUACAGCAUGCUGCUUCUAAUUCCCACUGAGCAUAACAUUUUGCCAGGUUCAUGUUAAUGGAUAGAUUGCAAUGACUAGUUAAUAGGGAGGUGUUUCCAUGACCAGAUGGAACCUACCUCUUCUUAUCCAGACAGAAUAUUUUAAAUCUAAGUCUAGCUACUGCUCUGACUGUGGUACUUGCAGUCUUCACAGUAGCUUACUUCAGUGGAUAUUUGGAUAUUUAUGUGAUUACUACAUAAACUAUAAUGAAAACAAAUUACAAACAUAAUAAUUUAUAAUUUAAGAUAGUUGCUACAUGAACAGUUUUUGUGAAUUCAGUUCUUACUUAAUCUACCUGAGAAAGAAAAAAAAGGAAGGAAAUACUAAUAAGUGUUAAUACAAAUAAGUGUUCUGCACAAAGCAGUAAGGGCUUCAUAAAUCAAAAUUUUCAUGCAGGUGAACUGGCUGCAGUUCGUAAAGGAUUGGUUAAAUGUGUUUUUGAACAAAAAGGUUGAAAGCUUUUCUGGAAAUUAAAAUUUAUUUCAUAAUGUGUAUUUUAAAAUGUGCUGAAAGAUACUGUAUUAUUUAUUACCAGUUUACAAUUUAAAUUCAUGCCAAACGUACAGUUUUUAUAGAUGAUUAAUUGUAGCCCAUUAAAAUGUUUCAUUCUGUGUUUAUUACAAUGGCUGUUUAAAAAACAAACACCUCAUGUUUCUGCAAAGCUCUGUGUUCUCUUGCUCAAGUGAGUUGCAGUAUUGUUAUUGUCUACAGUGCUUUGCAAGCCUUCUAAAGUGGCAGGUUUCUAUUUGCCAUGGAUAGCUCCUUAAACUGGCUUUCAUGAUGGCACACCUUCACAGUGGUUCAGUGAGUAAAACUGUAUGCCACUGGUACCAUUCUAGAGGUCCUGAGUGCCUUCAGUAGAACUGAAGGCUUUACAGAUGUGCCUGAGUCAUCCUUACGACUUCCUCAAUGGAGAAGACCUGUCUCAUGAGCUCUUAGGUCACAAAAGUAAGCCUGGCCAGUGAACUUAAGGCUACACCAAGACAAACUGUGGAGAACCUGGAUGUUGGGUAACUCUAGCCCUCUCAUAGGAAAUCGCUGUCAGGUUCAGGCCUGCAACUGGUAGUGGCUGGUAAAGUUCAAUACAUUCUGUGUCAUGUUGUAUCACCUGAAACAUGUUGUCUUUUUAUUCAUACCUCUCUUGCUUCUGUGGUCAGUCUUGAAUGUAUUGAGUGUCCUUUCAGUUUAUGGUUUUGUAAAAGUGUAAGUACAAAAAAAUUUAUCUAAGUGUACCAUGUAUAGAAUUGUACUUAAAGAUUCUUAAUAAUGUAAUUGCUCUGCAGCUGCUUAUUACUGUUAUUUCUUCUGAAAUGUGUUAUCAUUAGCAGUUUACAGAGAUAGGAAAACAACAUGAUGUGACACUUUAAUAACUUAUUUAUUUGCAAAGAUUAUAAGAUUUUUUGGGAUAUAGAUUCAGAUACUUGUUUUAGAGAUUGUUAAUACUGCAGCACUGUAGAAAUUAUUCAUCAAUUAAAA